AUGUCAUCAAAUCAUGCUUUCAAUUUUGGCUCCCAUGCUAAAAGCACCGGUAGCAUUGAAAGUAGUAAAGUUUUCGAAAUCGAGCAAUGUAUGUACAAUUUAACGGAGGAUUUUACCCGCCAGACCACGCUGCGAGAUCCUGCCGAGCCUGUAUCAAACAACUCAGAAGUACGCGCAAUGGAAGAGUGUCUUCCGGACAAGCCGCACAUGAGCAUCGCACCCGAGGCACAUCUUGUUCAUCAGCUGGCAGAUAUUCUGCGUCGUCCGAUUCCAGACGAGAUGAUGAACAGCCUCUGCUUCAGUGAAACGCUGCUAGUUUGCGAUGGCAACGAAACCGUCGUCGGAGGAGCAGCUCUCAACGUGAGCUUGAUUGCAGAAGAAGUGUUGGCUGCAUUUUCGAGCACAAGACUUACAUUCCUUGGACACUCCACGGCCGAGAGUGAGUUGAUGUCAUUUGCCGAUAGAAACUGCCGUCCGCUGCAGGAGCGCAAAUGCGAAACGUUGAUUUCUGGCACAACAAGGCAGGAAAAACAAAUCCAGCUUUAUUUCGACGAAACCCACAACGUCACAGCUUAUCGGCAGGAAUGUAACGGAAUUCACACCGAAAGUUUUCAGGGAUUGUUGUCGGCGGAAACGUGCAAUGAAACUGACGACAAGCCCAGGCAAACAAUUGUACCCGACGGACUACAGCUGCUCCUGUUGCGAUACUUGAUGUUAAGCAAUUUCGUGGGACAAAUCUGUAGCCAAACAAUUGACGUUCUGGGCAGAGUAGGAAAUUGUGUGCAUACAAUUUCUGCCGUAACACCAAUGCCGCGGAAUCGCAACGUGAUGCACUGCGAGGAAAUUAAAGAAGUCAGGAAAACUAUCUGGUACUCAGAUGAUUCGGAGCCGGAAGAAAGCGUGUCGCAUUACUCCACCAGCGGUCGGUUGUUGAGGCAUGGUUGGAAUAAUUCUAGCUACAUCCUCAUUGCGAACCCGCUGGGAUCUGCACCACCUUCGGCCGUAAUAGAACUGGAACGCAGCAUGAGGGAUUACGUCCAUGCACUUGCGGGGUUGAUAAAGAAUCGUGCCUCUGUGAAGGGUUUGAUCGACGACAUUGAUUGCUCCGUCAAAGAGAUGGAUCGUAGCGCUAAGAUUGUAAAUCCAGUACUGAUCGAUAUAAUAAAUGAAAUAUGA
Molecule: messenger RNA, 1176 nt
Organism: Anopheles nili
Lineage: Eukaryota; Metazoa; Arthropoda; Insecta; Diptera; Culicidae
Exons: 2
Coding region: 1-1176 (391 amino acids)
Source: RefSeq, a predicted model, not a curated record